CCAAGGGACAAGAGCAGAAACAGGGUGUGAAGACGGGCCCUCUCAGGACUUGAGGGGACAUAUUCAAAGCCAGCUGGUCUGGCUUUGAGGAUGAUCAAUGAAGUGAGUGACAGAAAGGCAACAGAAAAAAGGGGAGAGCUGUAGAGUGAACUAAAAGGCAAGAUAAGGAAAGUGAAGGCACACAAAAGAGGGAGGUGGAGGUUUCAGCAGACUGUGAAAUUGUUUGUGGAGCAACAACAGGUGAGGGAAAAUUGUAUCCAAUAUGCAGCUGUCUGACAAAGCAGGAACAGACUGUGGUGUGGUGUGGUGUGCUGAGGAGCAAGAAGUGUACUGAGGGGAGUGAAAGAGAGCACACAACAAGAGAUCCUGUUGCACAAUGUUCUAGGGAGUGGGAGAAGAAAGUGUGUUGUUUUGAUACUGUUGACGUGUCUGAGAGACCGGAAAGGGCACAGCCAUGGGGCGGAAGAAGAUACAGAUCACCCGGAUUAUGGAUGAGAGGAACAGGCAGGUUACCUUCACAAAGAGGAAGUUCGGCCUGAUGAAAAAGGCCUACGAGCUGAGCGUACUGUGUGACUGCGAGAUAGCCCUCAUCAUUUUCAACAGCUCUAACAAACUGUUCCAGUAUGCCAGCACAGACAUGGACAAAGUGUUGCUGAAAUACACAGAGUACAAUGAGCCCCAUGAGAGCAGAACCAACUCUGACAUUGUAGAGAAAUUGAGAAACAAAGGCCAAAAUGACUGUGCUAGUCCUGAUGCUGAUGACUGUUUCGGGCACAGCCCCCUCAUGGAUGACCAUUUCGGCAAACUAAGCGAAGACAGUGAUUUAAUGUACAAGCGCUGCGGUGCGCUAAACAAGAAAGAACACAGAGGUUGUGAUAGCCCGGACCCCGAUGCCUCAUAUGUCCUCACUCCUCACACAGAAGAAAAGUAUAAAAAAAUUAAUGAGGAGUUUGAUAAUAUGAUGAGAAAUCAUAAAAUCCCCACGGCGUUGCCUCAGCAGAACUUCUCCAUGCAUGUGGCGGUGCCCGUGUCCAAUCCUAAUGCCAUGUACCAGGCGGGAGGGAAUCUGGGCAGCCAGGCCCUGGCAGCAGCAACAGCUUCGCUGAAUGAGAGCGGGAUGCUGUCCCCUCCACAGGCCUCCCUGCACAGGAAUGUCGUCUCUGGUGGAGGAUCUCAGAGGCCCACCAGUGCAGGAAGUGCAGGUGGCAUGCUGGAUACCACAGACCUUUCAGUGCCAAGUGGUGCGGGCUCCAGCCCAGCGGGGAACGGCUUCGUAAACCCCAGGGGCUCGCCGAGCCUCCUCAGCACGCCUAGCGGCAACGGCCUGGGUAAAGUCAUGCCUACCAAGUCUCCACCGCCUCCUGGAGGGAACAUGGGAAUGGGGAGCCGCAAGCCAGACCUGAGGGUUGUUAUCCCUCCAUCGAGCAAAGGGAUGAUGCCCCCACUGUCGGAAGAGGAGGAAAUGGAUUUGAACACCCAGAGGAUAAGCAGUUCCCAGUCCACCCAGCCGCUUGCCACUCCUGUUGUGUCUGUUACCACCCCCAGCUUGCCCCCACAGGGCUUGGUCUACUCAGGCAUGCCCACCGCCUACAAUCCUGCUGAGUACUCGCUGAGCAGUGCGGAUAUCUCCUCCCUGCAGGGCUUCAGCUCUCCCGGCCUCUCUCUGGGCUCCAUGUCUGCAUGGCAACAGCAUCAACUAGGCCAGGCAGCUCUUAAUUCUUUGGUUGGUGGAAGUCACCUACCUCAGGGUUCCAACUUAUCCAUUAGCACCAGCCAGAGCAUAAACAUCAAGUCUGAGCCCAUUUCUCCGCCCCGCGAGCGGGUCACCCCAUCCGGGUUCCCCCCACAGCAGCCCCAGCAAGGGUCCAGCCGGCAGGAAGUCCUGGGACGCUCGCCCGCCGACAGCCUCAGCUCGUCCUGCAGCUCAUAUGAUGGCAGCGACCGCGAGGACCACCGGGCGGACUUCCAUUCCCCUCUUGGACUUGGAAGACCCCCUGCCGGCUCUGAGGACAGGGAGAGCCCGUCAGUCAAGCGCUUGCGCAUGGAUACAUGGGUGACAUAAGGAACUCUGAUCCGGUCUGCAGUCACCAGCCAGACAGAGAGAGAGAAAGGGAGGGAUUAGACAUGGGGAUAAAAGACAGAGCAAGGGUCCUUAUAGCUGUCAACAUUAUUCUACUAUUCAACUCCACUUCGAUUUGUAAUUCUGGGAUGUAAUGUAAGAAGAUAUCAGGGCAUAUUUAAGUCAAUUCUAAAACUGAAACAGGAAGGUUAAAAAAUCUAAAUACAUUUCGGGCACUGGCAGGUGGUAUCAGGUACUUGGUGCAGUUCAGAAGGCGUCUGCAGAUGAGAGAAAAUUGUUAAGCGAUAAGCGGUAGAAUAUUGUAGCCACUGGUCUAGUCAGACACUUACAUGUAGUUGCUGUUUUGCUGUCGUGCUUGCAAGUUUGCAAACAAUCCCAGAAAAUUGUGUUGCUUUCAGGCUAAGGACUCUCUAAUUACAUAGGAUGUUCAUGUAAAAAGUAUGUCCAUAUACAAUGGUGCAAUCACACAAGUUUGGUCUAAAAGGGGGCCUCUCUAAAUUUUUUAAAUCCAUAUGAUCUUUUUGACACAGCACAUCAUGUCGCGGUCUUUCAAGACUCUUUAAUAAGCUAAAACAACUUUAAAACAACAAUAUGGGAGGUAAAAUAACAUCAGAAUUUAUCGCAAUAAUGAUAAUUCAUUUUAUAAUUUAAAAGAGUAAAGUGUAUAAAUAUACAGUUAAGAUAAUGCAAACCUGUCCAGUUGAGCUGGUUAGUAAGCCAAUGUGUUCACAUUUGAGCAACAGUUCAUUAGUUAAAUAAGCCAAAGCUGGGGUUUUUGUGUUGUACAGUUGCUGUAAUCUCUCUACAGUUUGCUCAAAUACUGCCUGUCUUCUUUUUUUUUUUUUUUCUUUUCAUCAUACUCUGUAUUUUUCAUCGUACUUUGUUGCGGUGUGAAAAUCACAAAAGGCUGAUUCUUGAAUCCGAAAUCAAAAAGCCAUGGGCGUUUGCUGUUCUAUUUGUACAAUGUCAAAAUAUGAGCCAAGCGUUUUGUCUUUUUUUGUUGUUGUUGUUGUGUAAAUAGCAACUUUAAUAUAUAUAUUGCCAGGGUGGUGAGUACACCGUUUUCAAGAAAAGUAUAUUUUUGUGGUUUACAGCUGAGUUUACAGGAGUGGACCCUUAAAAAAGGUCACUGGUCCAUAUUUCAAGGUUUUGUUCAGUCUUUUCUGCAUAAACUCUGACAAAUUUUUGCUUAUAGAUUAUUGGUUUUGUCUUGUUUGCCCUGAAUACACUCUAUGAUGAAUUAAGUAUGGUCAAACUUUUCUUCUUUACUUUUUUUGUUUGAAGGAUGAUCAAAAGGCUGCUGGGGGAAAUAGGGUUUCUUCCUACCUAUUGUGCUCUAACAUCAGGUGCUGAAGUUACUGCCACAAUUCAAACCCACGGUUUUAUCUCACUCAACAGAGAACAUUCUACUGUUUUUGCUUCUAACUCAACUGAAUGAAAACCAACUCUGAGACCAUUUGGAUCAUCCUGCCACUGGCUUUUGGAAUUUAACUCAACAUAUUUAAACUUUGGGAUGAAAAUAAUCAUAUAUGUGGGCCCACAUGUGGUUGUACAUACCCGUAAUAACCCAAUUGGCUGAAGAGGUCCUAUGACAAGUUUAUCCCCAUUUAGUGACAGUGCUGUCACCUUGUAGUAGGAACAAUAGGAGCCAGAAAUUUGCAAAGAAAUUUAAAGUUGUUUUGGCAUACAGCCUGUGUGUUACACUGUAACAAUGACUGAAAAAACAGGGUUGUGGCUGUUUUAAUUCUCCAUUUCAAAAGGAAUAACCCAUUCAUCAGAUAACAGCACACUCACUGACUUCUAUAUUUCCUGCUGAGAGGCACACAUUUGUAUGAGAAUUUUUCUGUACGAGACGGAUUUCACUGUGCAUUCUCCAGGGCAUGUCUUGUGUUUGUUAGUAACCUUGGGCAUCCUUCAACCCCCCAACCUUCCCACAGUUUACAUCAUUGCAGAUCUAUGCAGAUUUAACCCCACUUCACAUGAAAUAUAAAUACUAUGAUGUCAUUACUAAACAUAUUCAGUCCACAAGCUGUCAGGGGAAAGAGUGUCAGACUGUUAGCCUCUUAUUCUGAAGUGCCACAGCUGGAAGUUACUGGACUACAAUUUUAUUAUCAUCAAUCUCUUUUGGGCCAUCUCCUCAUAUUCAUUUCAAGAAGUAUUCAUACAGCCUGAAUGUUUUCAUGUUACAGCCACAAGUCUUAAUGCAUUUUAUUGAGAUUGUGCAUGAGAGAGUGACAGAACACAGUACUUAUGAAAUGCAAGAGAAUUUAUUUUAUUUUAACAAACAAAAAUCUGGAAAGUGUGGCAUGUGUUUUCUGCCUCUAGCCACAACUACAACCACAGAUUUUGGGGGUAUGUAAUAAACCUUAAUCCCAAUGUUAUUUACCAAAAACCUCAACCUUAGUCAGAUUGGAUACACAGACUUCAAGAAAAUUGAUCCCAUUUCUUGGUAUUACAGCAAUAGCUUUUUUUUAGCACUCUUUUUUUUGAAAGAUCAGAUUUGUAGUGUUCUCUUGAUCUUCAACUCCUCCAGAGUGGCUGCUUCUCUGAUUAAGACUCUCCUCCAUUGCUCCCAGAUAAACUCAAAAAGCUGACCUCUGACAAAAAAGAAGCCAAUACAAAUUGAGGCCUCAAUUUUUACUGUUUACCUUGUAAAAAAUUACACAAAAUCCCAAUAAAAUCCAUUGGAGUUUGUGGUUGUAAUGUAAUAAAUUUUGGAAAAGUUCAACUGACUGCUUUUGCGAGACACUUUAUGACACAUAAAUAUACCCCAUAGUAUUUAAUUACCCUUAUUGUAAUCCAGUUUAACACAGCAGAGGAAAAUAGCAAUAAUAAAUGACUUCAACAGAAAUCAGCCUGUCUUGGCAGCGGCGCCUCAUAGUUGAGCACAUUUUUUAGCACUUGAUGACAUAUCAGGGAAUUUUGUAGUUGCUCUACCAAUAUGCACAGUUAGAAAAUGCCUUAUUCCAAAGAGAAAUUGCACCACAUUUAUUCUCACUCCUGUAAGGAAAAGACAAUGCAGACAUCAUCUGGGCGGGUGCAGAUCCCGCCUCUCUUCACUGCAAACUCACACAAGAUAUUGCAUGGCGAAUGCACGGUGAUACGAUCCGCUCUGUUCGUCCUCGUCCAAAUUGUGCAUAACUAAUGAAUGUGAAAGGAAAGGGUAAUCAAUGAACCUCUGGAGAGGACUUUCUUCACUUUGUUGUGCAAGAGCACACCGCUUUGCUUCAUGGCUUUUAUAAACAGAACUAAGUGUUUGGUAAGUGUCUGUAGUUAAUAGUUCACGUAACUAAAGAAGCUGUUUUCGGUUUGAGUGCUCAGACCGUUUGGCGGCACAAGCUGGACUUUGUUGCCAAUAAUAAAAUUAUUUGUUUUAAAAUUGAAAUAGAUUUUAAGUUAAUCUGCAUUUUUGUUUUCGCUUGAAUGUGUUAUUUUAUUUUCAACAUACAAUAAUUAUUCAAGUGAACUUUUUAUUGAACAAUUAAGAUACUAUGCUAGAUGUUGUUGUACAAAAUUUGUAUUCUACACAAAAGUGCAAAUAUUGGCUUUUCAUGUGUAAUUUUGGUUUUUUUCUCUCUCUUAUUCUGUAUAAAAUGAAGUAAACAACUCUUUCAUAGAAUAUGUUCUUCUGUGAAGUCCCAAACAGUAUAAACUGUCAACUUUAUUAAACACCUCAGUGUAUGCUCAA
Messenger RNA from Gambusia affinis (western mosquitofish), 5768 nucleotides. RefSeq names its product myocyte enhancer factor 2aa (gene mef2aa). The record is from RefSeq and is a predicted model, not a curated record. Gene Ontology annotation, biological process: cell differentiation; heart development; positive regulation of transcription by RNA polymerase II. Gene Ontology annotation, molecular function: DNA-binding transcription factor activity, RNA polymerase II-specific; protein dimerization activity; histone deacetylase binding. The transcript is spliced from 13 exons. NCBI's taxonomy places the organism in Eukaryota, Metazoa, Chordata, Actinopteri, Cyprinodontiformes, Poeciliidae. Bases 455 to 2062 code for a protein of 535 amino acids.